UCAGGUAAACACACAAGAUGGCGUCGACCGCGUGCGAAGUUGACCAAAAGACAAGAAAUCCUCAUUUUAAAGUAACUCAAGAGGGAUCGAAACGAUGCUAUAUGCAUCUGUCAUCUGUUCAGGAUGAAGACGUGCAGGAAUUUUCACACAAACGGUGGGAAACCUACCGAGCCUGCCUCAGACAAUGGCUUUCUCUACAGGGUCCGUCGAAGGACGUUGCUGAAAAACAUAAACAUUGUGUCGACGUGGAUUUUGACAAUGCUCCCAAGGACGCGGGUUUCCAUAAAACAUGCUACAUACGGUUUAUUUGUAAAAGGCGUUUAAGUUUGGCCGAGAAAAAACGCGAGACUGCAGCCUCGGAUCAAUCAGCCCCGUCGGACAGUAUGGCCGACGCCAAAGCCUCGACAUCAAUCUCAACUGAGCCUCCACGGAAGAAAUUUCGCUCCAGGACAGGUUUGCCAAUGCCUUCAGCUGGCUAUGUUCUUCCACCGCUGUGCAUUAUUUGCAAAAAAGUGGAAAAACUAAUUACUAUGAAAGGCAAACGACAGAGGGACAAACUUUCACAAGCAAAGACAUUGACUGCAGGCCUGUUGCAGAAGGCUGCUGAGCUGAAGGAGGAUACCAGUGUACUUUUGCACAUCAAAGAAAAAGACUGUGUGGCCUUGGGGGUUCGGUACCACAGGACCUGUUACGCACAGUACACAAAGUUUUUGUCAAGGCCUACGGAAACAAGUACUACACCCAGAGAUAAAGCAACUAAAACACCCUUUACUGACAGCUACAAUUUGUUUUGUGAGACCGUCAUCCGUCAAAAGAUUAUAGUUGAUCAAGAAGUGCUGCGAAUGGACAAGCUUCAGAAGACAUUCGUGGACAUAGUGAAGAAUCAAGAGGGUCUUGAUGCUUCAGAAUACAGGCGGGAUUUACUGAAGAGACGGCUGACACGUGACUUCCCACAGCUCACUUUCCACCGCCCUGCAAAGAGAAACAUCUGUGAACUUGUUUUUGUUGAGACACUGUCAGCUGACAGACUAUUACAAAAGAUACCUAUGCAGUCAAGUACAUUUACUGAGGCCACUGAAGUAACUGAAGCUGAAAGCGAAACUGAUAGUGACAGCGAACAAAUGGCCAGCAUAACAUUCGGACAGAAUACUAGUGAAAUUCAGGACCGAUACCGAUUAUUAAUAGUAAGAGGGGCCGAUAACCAAAUUUUGGAGCCAAGAUUCAUUUGCCGUAAAAGUGUAAAAAUUGUUGUAAAAAAAUGAAUAAUACCAACACUGUAUCACAUUCUGCUGCUGGUUAGUUUGUAUUUUGUUGCAAAGCUGGUUGUCGGCAUCCAAUGUCGGCUCAUCAACACGACAUUUAAGCACGGGUGAUCUAAGAGAUGGCUGCUGAGAUAUUGUCUUGCUGAUCGCUAUGUGACAUCUCGUACUAUAGUCUCGUUACAUUUUCUCGUUGCUUCCCUGCCGUGGGUUUUUUGUUCGUGUGCUGCUCGUUUGUAAACCUCUACCUUGUGCAGGUAUUUGAGUGUUUUAUUUUAUUUAUUUUUUUGGGCUCUCUGCCCAUUGUCUUAUUUUACCCUUGAGUUUGCAUUGUUGAGCCCCUUCAACCUGCUGUCAUGGACCCCUUUAGUUGUUUCUACUUUUCCGCAAUCGCGUGUUGUUUUUUUGUUUGUAAUUAAUAAACCCUUGUACGCAUCCCCA
Molecule: messenger RNA, 1700 nt
Organism: Corythoichthys intestinalis (scribbled pipefish)
Lineage: Eukaryota; Metazoa; Chordata; Actinopteri; Syngnathiformes; Syngnathidae
Exons: 4
Coding region: 18-1262 (414 amino acids)
Source: RefSeq, a predicted model, not a curated record